Messenger RNA from Argentina anserina (silverweed cinquefoil), 1338 nucleotides. RefSeq lists its product as uncharacterized. The transcript has a single exon. Bases 1 to 1338 code for a protein of 445 amino acids. The record is from RefSeq and is a predicted model, not a curated record. Lineage: Eukaryota; Viridiplantae; Streptophyta; Magnoliopsida; Rosales; Rosaceae.
AUGAGUGGUCCAUCAUCUGCUAACUCACCUGCGGGUGAGGAUGAAGGUGGUGUUGGAGAUAAUAACAAGGGUUCUCCCUUGUGGCGAUAUGUAACAAUUAUCAGUGAAGCUAAGAAGGGACAAGGUGAGAAUUGUGAGUGGAAGUGUAGUUUUUGUGGGAUAAAGUUCCAUGGGUCACAUUAUAGAGUGAAACAACAUCUUCUUAAGAUAAGUGGCAAAGAGAUUAGAAUAUGUCAAAAGAUCAGUGAUGCUAAGCAUAUGGAGCUUACGACUUUGAUGGAAUCACAUGAGUUAAGUAAGAAAAUGGCCAGACCUAAAUUAGUUCCUCUCCCUUCAUCAAGCAAGGAAGGUUCUUCGUGUGGAAGUACAUUUAGAGUUGGGCUAGAUUUGCUUGAUGAUAUAGUGGUAGACACUUCUAAGAAGAGGAAGGGAGUGAGUGGACCGCUUGAAAAAGCGUUCGAUAAUGGUGCUAGAGAGCAAUUAGAUGGUGAAAUAGCAAGGAUGUUUUAUACCGGUGGCUUGUCUUUUAAUCUCGCCAAGAAUCCUCACUACAUCGGUGCAUUCAACCGGGCAUGUGCUUGUCCAAUUACCGGUUACCAUCCAAUCGGUUACAAUGUAUUGCGGACAACUCUUCUAGAGAAAGAAAGAAACCACAUUGAGAGGUUGUUAGAAUCGAUUAAGCUCACAUGGAAGGCAAAGGGGGUUAGUGUGUGUAGUGAUGGGUGGUCCGACACUCAAAGAAGACCACUUAUUAAUGUCAUGGCAGCUUGUGAGAGUGGACAUAUGUUCUUGAGGGCUGAAAAUUGUGAAGCAGAAUCCAAAGACAAGCAAUUCAUUUCAGACUUGCUCAUUGAUACUAUCUUGGAGAUCGGUUCACAACAUGUAGUCCAAGUAAUCACUGAUAAUGCAAGAAAUUGUAAGGCUGCAGGAGCUAUUAUUAAUGCUAGAUUCCCACAUAUAUUUUGGACUACAUGUGUGGUGCAUACACUUAACCUUGCUUUAAAGAACAUAUGCACACCUAGCUCAAUUGUGUCUAAUAGGGAAACUUAUGAUGAAUGUAAUUGGAUUAGUCAAAUUGCCGAUGAUGUGUAUUUUGUAAAGAAUUUCAUCAUGAACCAUGGUAUGAGGUUGGCUAUGUUCAAUCAACAUUCUCCAUUGAAGAUGUUAUCGGUUGCCGAGACACGUUUUGCAUCCGUUGUUGUAAUGCUUAAGAGGUUUAAGAAGAUUAAGCAAAAUCUACAACGCAUGGUGAUUAGUGAUGAAUGGGAUAAUUAUAAGGAUGAUGAUGUGGGAAAAGCAACGGCGAUGAGUGAUUACAUUAUAAGUAAUGAAUGGUAG